CAAAAGAUUACUGCUAAUUAGAGAAAACUAAAAAUCUCAAGUUAAUGAAUUUAGUGCUUUUCCCUGUAUGGGAAGAUGCAAGAGUCUGGGCUCAUAGAAAUUAUUCCUUUGAUGUGCACCUAUACCAUCUAGGGCCAGUAUCCUGCUUUUCUCCAUCCUGAAUCCCCUCAGGGUGCACUCUUGGGGGCAGCUGCAGUGGCUGAGGGCUUCAUGGCCUCAACAUCCUUUGUUUACUGAGAUGACAGGCGACAUUCUUCGUCCACAGUUUGCUUUAUGUUUUUUGGAAUAUCAAAGUAAAUUGGACACUAUCUGCCCUACUCUUAAUUUAGUUGAAAUCAUUCUUGGGUCAAGUGCUAUCCAAAUUCCACCCAAAUUACCAUUUCUAUUUUCAUUGGGUAUUUAAAUCAUUGCCAUUUCAUAGCCUGGUGUUAGCACUACUGGCAUCAGAGAUGGACAUAGAAUUGCCAUCUGUGAUUUUGUAUGGUGAUGUUAUGAGUUCACUGGACUUUUUGACCUCACUUCUCUACCACAAUUCAGCCGGUGUGUCUAAGUGUUUAAAUCUCAAAAAUAAAAAAGACAGUUAUGUUUAUAUCAGUUUUUGGUCAUAUAGAUGUUUUAAAUUUUUAGUUAAGUGAUCUUAUGUGUUUUGAGAUUUUUUUGCCACACUUAGAAAAAGCUUUCCAAAUCAAAGUUUCUUUAAAAAAAAUUACAGUUGUUUUCCCCAUAAUCUUUUUUGUGUGUGACUGUAAAUGUUCUUUUUUAAGCAAGAGUUUUAUUGAGAUACAAGUCACACACCAUACAAUCACGUCAUCUGAAGGAUACGACUCAGUGGUGUUUAGUAUAUUCACAGAGUUGAGCAACCGUCACCACAGUGUGUCUUAGAACGUUGCCAUCCUCCCAGAAAGAAAGCUCAUACUCAUUAACCAUCACUCCCCAGCCCCUCCAGCCCUAGGUAACAACUGUCCAUCCACUAAUGGACAUUUGCGUCGUUUCCACUGUGGGGCUGCUGUGAAUAACGUACCUAUGAACAUUCAUGUACAAGUUUUUGUGCAGACAUAUGUUCUCUUUUAUCUUAAGUAUAUACCUGAGGAAGGAGAGGUCAGAGGUCACGGGGGCAGGAGGCAUUUCUGCCGUUGGCCUAGUUGCUGUGUAGCAGAGGGGUAGGCAUCCACCGCCACUUCUGGAAGGUUCUUGGGCUUGACUAGGGCAGUAGCGCCAGGACUUCGGGUCUCUGCUGGCUGAGUGGAGCCGCCACCAUGUUUGGCCGCUUGGUGGCGGGGAGGCUGGUGCAGACAGCUGCACAGCAAGUGGCAGAGGAUAAAUUUGUUGUUGACUUGCCUGAUUAUUAAAAUAUCAACCGUGCUGUGGUUUUUAUGCUGGGAACAGUCCCAUUUCCUGAGGGAAUGGGAGGAUCUGUCUACUUCUCCUGUCCUGAUUCAAAUGGAAUGCCAGUACGGCAACUCCUAGGAUUUGCCGUGAGUGGGAAACCGAGUGCCAUCUUCAAAACUUCAGGUCUUAAACCUGGAGGAGGAAGCCAGCACCCUUCUGGGGCCAUGAAUAGUGUCCGGACUCCAUCUGUUGCUCACGUUGGAAGUUCAGUGGAAUUAUUGGACAGUCUGGCUCAGCAGACUCCUGUAGGUAAUGCUGCUGUGUCUUCAGUUGAUUCAUUUACUCAGUUCCCACAAAAGAUGUUGGACAGCUCCUACAGUUUUGCUUCAUUUGAUGUCUCUCAGGCCCAGAUGACACCAAGUCCAUCUGAAAUGUUCAUUCCGACAAAUGUGGUUCUGAAAUGGUAUGAAAACUUUCAAAGAUGACUAGCACAGAACCCUCUCUUUUGGAAAACAUAAUCUGAAUAAAUUAAUUUUUAAUGGAAAAGAAA
Molecule: messenger RNA, 1879 nt
Organism: Orcinus orca (killer whale)
Lineage: Eukaryota; Metazoa; Chordata; Mammalia; Artiodactyla; Delphinidae
Product: protein Hikeshi-like
Exons: 1
Coding region: 1374-1814 (146 amino acids)
Biological process (GO): protein import into nucleus
Cellular component (GO): nucleus; cytosol
Molecular function (GO): Hsp70 protein binding; nuclear import signal receptor activity
Source: RefSeq, a predicted model, not a curated record